Tachysurus fulvidraco (yellow catfish) is the source of this 9023-nucleotide messenger RNA. RefSeq names its product SLIT-ROBO Rho GTPase activating protein 2 (gene srgap2). Gene Ontology annotation, biological process: negative regulation of cell migration; signal transduction. Gene Ontology annotation, molecular function: protein binding. The coding region runs from base 2528 to 5803 and encodes 1091 amino acids. The transcript has 22 exons. NCBI's taxonomy places the organism in Eukaryota, Metazoa, Chordata, Actinopteri, Siluriformes, Bagridae. The record is from RefSeq and is a predicted model, not a curated record. Gene Ontology annotation, cellular component: cytoplasm.
CAUCCAUGGAGCUGGAGUCUGAAAGGCCUGAUCAGCAUUGACAGAUCCAGGGGAAGUGGGAGAAGGUGAUUUUGCUGUGAAAGCAUACUUAAGGUCAUGGGUCUUCACUUACAGACAGUUCAGACAGACAAAUCCAUAAUGUGAAGGCAAUGUUUAUGGGAAUCCUCGGGGAAUGGCGUCGUGAUUGGUUAGGUCAGGAUCAGUCUGAUUAAAACCGGAAAACAUCUGCUUUCUUAUAUACGAAUGAGAAAAAACUGUAAUUCGGAUUUUGCUUCAUCUUCUUGUUUCCAUCUUGCAACGAUGGAGAAUAAUGUAUUCAUCAGUACUAGAUGACUGUCCUUAGUUCUCCCAUUAUGGUAUAUUUGCCAAAUUAAAACAUCACUAAAAAUGUACUAUUUAGAAUAAUGGGAGGAGGUCAUUUAGAGAAAGGAAGUAUUUCACUUCACAUGUUUAUGAGUUUUGUUUUUCAUGUGUUGUAUAAUACAAAGAAAUAAAGAGAGAUUUUUCACAUUUAUUAAGAAAACCAUUCAUUCAUAGAAGGGGUCUCAGACGUCAGCAUUCGGUACAGGACAGGAGUCUUCAGAACGAACGCGUUGGCUCUUCCCAAUCUCUGUGUACCAUUUUAUAUCAAGGCAGAGAAAGAAAGAGAGGCUGGUGAAGAAGUUGCUGUGAAUAGCUGCUGUAAAUAAGCGAUUAAAGGAAGUAAAAACUGCAUUGUCAAACUGCAAUAAAAUAGCAAGACAAAAAAAAAGAGAGAAUUACGUUUCUUUCCUCCCAAAUCCUUUUAAUGCAUAAUUUAAUAGCUGCACAGAAAUAGUUUCUGCAGUGCCUUUUAGCGUAACCAUGCCUUUGGUUUUAAGUUCCUCCCACGGUGACCGACAGAGAAGUUUUCCAUUUAUGAUAUUUUUAGUUUUUCAGGGAUUUAGAACAGUGUUUUAACCCAAACCCAACUUCUCUGUUGGAGAGUUUUAAAAUUGGCUUGAGAAUGAUUGCAUGGCCACAUGGGUUUCAUGACAGCAGUGCUUUUGCCUUUUUUUAUGAGACUUUGAUAUCUGUGGAAAAUCUGAGCACAUCUCCCCUGUGACUGUGGUGAGACUGUAUCAGACUAUAUACAAGGUAUUAGUGGAGUUCAGGCUCUAACUGCUGAGCACAUGAUUUUAGUACUGAUUUUAGUUGUCCUUUAGGAUGAUUUCGCCACAACUCAACUACAUUAGGCAUGAUGGCAAAAUUAGAUAUAGGUACUCAACAAUACCUUAUGGUUUCACAUGUCCCAGUUCUAGACACCUACUGAUUUGUGGUCACUAAACCAGACCAGAGAUCAUAACAGACCUGAGGUUAAAUUAAUUUGCCUCCUAUAUUUAACGCUAACUAAGACUUUUCCUCCUCAUCCUUCUACAAAAACUGUCUUCUUUAAUGAAAGCAAAUCCAACAAGUAGUCAGAAUCCAACUGUGACAUGCCGGCUGCUUGAUUUGUUACGGCAUAUAAAGCUGGCGUGUCAGCCUGGUGAGUUUGUGUGUCAUUUCUAGAAAAUGUAGGAUGUUUCAGAAAGACCUUGUGAGCAUCUUCGGGCAUUAUGAGGAGACAUUGACUCAUUUCCUGGUUGAGUAAAUUAUACAGCAAGCGGCAAAUUAUAUGUGACAGGUGUUGACAAAGCAUGCAAGCCAGCAGGCCAGCCUAGUCAUUAUCUCACUGUAACCGAGAAACUACGGCCUGUUUUUCUUUCGUGUGCCGACCCUUUAAUAUCAUUACUUGAAGAAUGUCACCAUAGUACCAUAGCCAGUAGGGAAAACACUGGGUUCCUUUUAGCUGGAUUUGAUCUUUAAAUCAAUCUCUAAAACAUUUGGGUCUGAAUUUAGGCCAGAAACUUUUCAAAAGAUUUCAACUGAUGAGGCUCAACCUCUUUAACUUCAUGCCAAUGUUACUCUCCCUAUCUAACUUUAAUCAGCAACAUUUUCGACAGACGUUCUUAAUCUCAAGCCACUUAAUGCUGAUAAAAAAAAUAAAAUAAACCUGUCAAAUUGUGGUCUAUAGACCCUUUGACUGAGUCAACACUAACCGUACUGCUCAAAUCCGUUCCGAAAGCAUUUCCUGUGGCACCGUCUUUAAACGCCGAGCUGUAAAAACUGUUAGUGAUUUUACUUGUGCUUAUGAAUUUCCCCAACAACCAAAUAAAUAACACAAAUAGAAAAAAAGAACAAGUUCAUUACAAGUACGUCAUUACUACAUCCUUUUAACAAGAGACGAUGGGGGAAAAGUGGAUUCGUUUUAAACCGAUCACCUGCAUCAUUUCCUUGAUAAUGACCUAACAUAGAGCGAGACAGACAGACAGACAGACACAUAGAGAGAAACAGACAGACACGCACACACAGAGAGAGAGAGAGAGGUCAGAGACAGUGAAAAUCCCACUUCUCUUUGGUGACAUAGUGGAAAUGCCACACUCAGCUUAAAUAACAAUAGUGACUGAACAGCUAUCUGUGCUUUCGCUUGACUCGCACACUCCGCUCUACUGUGGCAUGGGACAGCGUGAUGAUGGAUACCAAAGUCAUCAAGUUUCUCUAUAGCAAAAAAUGCAAAGAGAUCCGGGCUCAGCUGAUAGAACAGCUCAAAUGUUUGGACCAACAGUGCGAGCUCCGGGUGCAGCUCCUUCAGGACCUGCAGGACUUCUUCCGCAAGAAGGCCGAGAUCGAAAUGGACUACUCGCGUAAUCUGGAGAAGCUGGCUGAGAGGUUCCUGACCAAGACGCGUAGCACCAAGGACCACCAGUUCAAGAAGGAGCAGAAUGUGUUGUCUCCGGUGAACUGCUGGAACCUGCUGCUGACUCAGGUGAAGCGUGAGAGUCGUGACCAUGCCACCCUCAGCGAUCUCUACCUCAAUAACAUCAUACCACGCUUUGCCCAGAUCAGCGAGGAUUCUGGACGCCUCUUUAAGAAGAGUAAAGAGGUGGGACUUCAGCUGCAGGAGGAUUUGAUGAAGGUCCUCAACGAGCUGUACACGGUAAUGAAGACGUACCACAUGUACAACGCGGACAGCAUCAAUGCCGAGAGCAAGCUGAAAGAGGCUGAGAAACAGGAAGAGAAGCAGAUGGGACGUGGGGUACGCCAGGAGGAGCGCCAAACACCACGCUCGCCUGACACGCUUGCCAGCGUCAGGCUUGACGACAAGCCUGUUCGCCGGAGCUCUGUGAAAAAGAUCGAGAAGAUGAAGGAGAAGCGCCAAGCCAAAUACACUGAGAACAAGCUGAAAGCCAUCAAGGCAAGGAACGAGUACCUGCUGGCUCUGGAGGCGACCAACUGCUGCGUGUUCAAGUACUACAUUCAUGACCUCUCCGACCUCAUUGACUGCUGUGACCUGGGCUACCAUGCCAGCUUGCACCGGGCUCUGCGUACCUACCUCUCUGCUGAGUUUAACGUGGAGACGUCCAAGCAUGGCGGCCUAGAGACGAUCGAGAGUGCAGCUGAGAACCUGGAGGCUCAGGCUGACAAACAGAGACUAAUGGAGACCUACAACAACAUCUUCUGCCCUCCCAUGCGCUUCGACUUCCAGUCUCAUAUGGGGGACCAGAUGGGCUACAUGUGUGCUCAGCAGCCACUGCAGGUAGAACUUCUGCAGAGGUGCCAGCAGCUCCAGUUUCGUCUUUCCACACUCAGGAUAGAGAAUGAGGAGGUGAAGAAGACCAUGGAGGCGACUCUGCAGACCAUCCAGGACAUGGUGACCAUCGAGGACUUUGAUGUGACUGACUGCUUUCACCAUAGCAACUCCAUGGAGUCAGUAAAGUCUACGGUGUCUGAAUCGUUCAUGAGCAAACCGAGCCUUGCCAAGAGACGAGCCAAUCAGCAGGAGACUGAGCAGUUCUACUUCACGAAACUGAAGGAGUUCCUAGAGGGCAGGAACCUCAUUACCAAACUGAAGGCCAAGCACAACCUUCUCCAGAAGACCCUGGGAGAGAGUCAAAAGACUGACUAUUGCCUUGCCAGUGGACGGAGGAACUCGACCGCGAGGACACAGGAAUCCGUUCAGGUCAUACCGCUGAUCGUAGAGAGCUGUAUUCGCUUCAUCAGCCGACAUGGCCUGCAUCAUGAGGGUAUCUUCCGAGUGUCUGGCUCUCAAGUGGAGGUCAAUGACAUUAAGAAUGCCUUUGAGAGGGGUGAGGAUCCUCUGGCCGGAGAUCAGAACGAUCACGACAUGGACUCCAUUGCCGGUGUACUUAAACUCUACUUCAGAGGCUUGGAACACGCUCUUUUUCCCAAGGAAGUCUUUCAUGACCUCAUGGCCUGUGUCUCCAUGGAGAACCUUCAGGAUCGAGCCGCUCACAUCCGCAAGGUCCUGCUGAAUCUUCCCACCAACACCCUGGUCAUCAUGCGAUACCUGUUUGCAUUCCUCAACCAUUUGUCCCAGUACAGUGAGGACAACAUGAUGGACCCCUAUAACCUGGCCAUCUGCUUUGGCCCCACACUCAUGUCUGUGCCUGAGGGUCAUGACCAGGUCUCUUGCCAGGCCCAUGUGAAUGAACUGAUCAAGACUAUCAUCAUCCACUAUGAGAGCAUCUUCCCCGGGCCACGUGAGCUCGAGGGCCCUGUGUAUCAGCGUGGAGGGGCCCCUGAAGAAUACUGUGAUAGUCCACACAGCGAGCCCCCUCUUGUGGACGAACCUGCACCUGAUACCGUCUCAGACAUGCAGAACAGUGACGAUGGCUCAUUGAACGUUUCAGACUCGGACCCCAUCGAGGCCAUUGCGCGCUUUGACUACUCAGGUCGUAACAACCGGGAGCUCUCGUUUAAAAAGGGCGCCUCGCUGCUGCUGUACCACCGUGCAUCUGACGACUGGUGGGAGGGACGACACAACUGCAUCGACGGUCUAGUGCCUCACCAGUACAUCAUGUUUCAGGAAAUCGCGGAUGGUGGCUACACAGGCCGAGGCAGUCCAAAAGCUGACCUAGAGGCACCUCAUGAGGGAAUAGAGGAGAAAGUGUCUACUAGAGGCAGUGCCAGCUCUCCCAUUGGAGGCCAUGUAGCUGAUAUCUAUCUGGCCAACCUUAACAAGAUGAGAAAGCGUCCAGAGGCGAGUUCAGUCCGCAGGACGUUCCGGCCGAUAGAAGGCACUGUCGAGGGCUCGUCUGUUCCCGCGGGGGGUCUGAGAAGCUCUUCAUUGUCCGCGGCUGCGCUGCCCAAAGAGAGUGCAGACAAGAGGCCGCUGAGCGCCCACAGCGUCCUCAACUCCAUCACCCGGCACUCAUCCCUCAAAGCCAAGGUGGAGAGCCCUCAGUUCCGCAGAGGCACCCCUGCAGGACGCUCCAAAAGUUUUAGUAACCAUCGACCUCUUGACCCUGAAGUGUUCUCGCAGAUUGAGCACAGCUCACAGGAAAUCCAGGUGACCAUGAGCACAGCGCUGAGCGAGCUGCACGACCUGGACAAGAAGAGCAGUGUGAAGCCAGCACCCGACGUGGUGCUCGACACUCUGGAGCAGCUGAAGAGUGGCGGAGCCUCCGAGCCGUCCAGCCCGCUCCACUCGCGCCCGCUUCAGCACCCGCUCCAGUGCCCUCUCCAGCGCAGCGCAAGCUCGGCCAGCGACGUGCCCUCCGCCUCACGCUCCAUUAAGGGCCCAGCACCUAAGAGCCCUCUGUCCUCAGGAACAACGACCACUGCACUCUCUCCUUCCACUUCCACUUUCCGAGACAACCGGCCGCCAGCCACCAGACCCAAACCUGCAGUCUUCCCUAAAAGUAGCAGCUCCAGCGGCACCACCAGUAUCCCUCCAUCUCCGCCACCACCUCCUCCAUCUACCGAUAAAUCUUGCCCGGCUUGAGAAAUCCAUCAAUCCUUUAUUGCUAUAUCGUGAUUCCAAAAUCCAGCCGGCUGUUUUUGAUCCUGUUAGUGGAGGGAUAAAUAACUAACCACUUUUUAUUCAUUCAUUAUGGACAGUAACCUCAAUUCUGAAAUGCAGUGUGUGGAUGUGAGUGUGUGUAUUGUCUGUGUGUGGUCCACAUGCACAUGGUGGGAUUUUUCAGCACUGUUUAAACCUGAGAAAAGAAUUCUGUCUGGGUUGUAAGCGUUCUCGAUCCCUCUUUAUAGUUAAAUCUAAGUUUAAUAAUAUUUUUUUUAAAUGGUUGUGUAUUGGAUUGGAUUAUUUUGGAAAAUAUGUAGCUGUGAAUAACUCUCAUGUCUCUCUCUCUCUCUCUCUCUCUUUCUCUCUCUCUCCUUUUUCUUUUUUUUUUUAACUCACUCUUGAGGGAGCUGCACUUGACGUGUGCCAUAAUGGAGACUGAAUUUUUUGCAAUACUCCUACAAUGAACUCCAUAGCAUUCCGCUGGGGGAAAAAAGUAUCUGUGUAUUUAUAUGCAGCUAUUUUUACGUACCGAAAUCGUGUCCGUGUUUUCGUCAGGAUAAGCGAUGUUGACUUCUAUACCCCCCCUUCUCUCAUUGGAUAUACCUGCAUUUGUAAUUCAGGAUCAAGCCUCAAGGUUUUCAGUAUAAAAGGUUUUCUGUAGGAAUUCUUCCAGCAUGGCAACCUCCUUUCUUAACGAUAACUGUUAUAGUAAAACCUUUUUCAACACUGAUCAGCAGUGAUGUAUAAAUUUUAGCCUGUUUGCCGUGAACUAUUAUUAAUCGUUUUUAUCCGCAAGCACCUGGAAAGCUCUCAGGACAAAAUAAAUAAAUAAAUAAAUAAAGAGUUGCAUUUCGGCUCAUUGUGCAAUGUAAAGGGCAGCACUGAGAGAUAAAGUCCAACUCUUUACCAGCUUUAUCUUUGCACCGACUUCAUUUUGUCUAUUUGAUUCAGUAGUAAACAGCUGGGUGGGACCUUGAUCUUUUUUCUUUUCCCCUCUAAAAAAAAAAAAAAAUGGAGGAGCUGCUUACUAAGUAUUGUUUUUUUUUUUGGGAUAAAAAAAUUGCGAGCUAAUAGUUACUCCUACAUUCAUUGCAAAAUCACAUGCCUGGGCAAAAGCGCCAAACAUCCACGUAUUGCUGAUGCAUGCAACUCAUCAGUGUCACGUCAACACCAAUCAGUCUGCAUGCUACAAAAGGUAUCGACGGCUCUGUAAACAAAAGGAUAGAAUCGAUCACAAGGGGAGAUAAGAAGCGUAAUCAAGUAUUAGGGUGAAAAAUAAGACAUGCAAUUCAUUUCUGUCCACAGAGCUUAUGUCUUGGUAAGCUGUUUUUGUUUUUUUGUUUUUUUGCCUUUAUACCUCACAACUUGACUCGAAUCCUGAAUCUAUCCAGUUUCUUGCAUGGUGCAUAAAGCAAAACUGUACUGCUUCUCAAACUCUUUCCAUUCUUAUAAGCAGCUUCACCAGCACUUCUUAACAACCUGCUCGUCACAUUCUUCUACGGUUUACUUCUCAAUAAUCAAACCUGAAUCAAACAUGACGUAAUCCAGAGAAACCGCGGCUAUUUCUGUGUGUUCUCUGUCUAUACCUGAAAUGAUUAAGAUUAUAACUGGAAAAAAAAAUACAAAAGUGAGGAAUGUCUUGUACACUUGGUGACGUGUUUUGAUGCAAAAAAUAUGGUUUCCUUCUGCCUUGCCUAAGUUUAUUUACAAUUCUCGUGGGUUGGUAUUUGACCUCGAGUUUGCAUCAUGUGUAUAAGUUGUUUAUCUGUAUACAGUAUGUUUCUAUGUAUGUUUCUAUGUAUGUAAAGUGUAAUCCAGCCUAAUAGUGGUUAUUAAUUCAUGCUUUAUACAGCGGAUUGGGAAAACUUUCAUCUCUUCACAGUAGUUUACUGUGGAUAUUAAGAUUUAUUAAAUAGCAGACAUUUUUAUUGGUCUUAAUAUGGAAUUAAAGAUGUUUGCAGGCUCCAGUCUGGGAGCAGGUUAAUCUCGGAGUUGUUAGAGAUCCUGUACACUUCAUACCCAGGCGCUUUGAUGGGUUGCAGCCCAAGAUUGGAUUUUUUGUGCUAAACCAGUCUUCUGCAUGUUUAGAUAUUUCGCAGCUCUCUAUCGACAUGUUUCCCCAGGCCAUUUUAUCUAUAAAAAAAUGAUCUGAGCCUCUUUUUGAGUUCAUAUAGUCUAUGUAUGCUUUUUAAGACUUUUUUUUUUUUUUAAACAAAUGCCUUGAAUUUACUAUGUACAAAACGUGAUGUGGUGGUCAGAAUGUAAAAAUAAUGUUGGGUAUGUUUUGAGUUUGGGAAGAAAAAAACAAGCAUGGGGCCAGUUGAUUUUUUUUUCUCUCCCCAGGGUCAUGAAGGCCUGCUAUUAAAAUCCUGACAAUAAUUAGAAACGACUGGAAACGUUUCAUUAAUCCCCCCCCCCCCUCCCCCAAUUAAAUAAAUAAAAAGGCAGAGAAUUUUUAAAGGUCAAUUCUUUCUAGGAAAACUUUUUUGAUUUUUUUUUUUUUUUUUUUUUUUUGUGUUGUCUUGCCGUUUUCUACAUACAUGUCUUAACAGGUGAUUAGGUAUAUGUCUGUGUGCUAUGAUCGGAAAUUUUCUCUGUUUUGUUCCUAAUACCUCAUAAGGCGACUGGAAACCACAUCGGAAUGGAACAAAAAGCAUUAACCUACAUAGGUCAUAAUUAACUCAUGCAAAGUGCUUGGUCUUAUUGUGUAACUUUCUUUCUGUGCAGUUGGCUGAAGUCUCAGUUUACAUGUAAUCUUUCUAUUUUCAAGUCUGCAAUUUUAAACUCGAUUCAUAUUAUGAACUUGAAUCUGCAUUGUAUGUUGGUGAACAGAUUGAGCGAGGGUUUGCUUUAUUUUUAUUUUUUUUUAAAUAGUAACUAUUGUUAAAUGUGUAUUUCCUGUCCAUUUUAAAUCAAGGCUGUAAACUGUCUUGUCAGAGAGGUAUUUAUAGUCGUCAAACUCAAGUAUCUGUUAAUGAGAGAAACCUGUGUCCAGAUGUACUUUGUAUAUACAAUGGUGUACAUUGCAGAGGUACAUUCUUUCUCUUUGGUUUUCUUUUUUUUUUUUUUGGAGGGAGGGAUUGGGUACAGGAUUGUACAGUAAUAGCAAUAGUAGUUUACUCUUAAAUACACCUUAUAUAAUUCCAUGCGUAGUUCUUGUAGUAAACAUUUUUUUUUUAAAUAAACCGCUUGCUAUACA